Molecule: messenger RNA, 1776 nt
Organism: Phaeodactylum tricornutum CCAP 1055/1
Lineage: Eukaryota; Bacillariophyta; Bacillariophyceae; Surirellales; Neidiaceae
Exons: 2
Coding region: 1-1776 (591 amino acids)
Molecular function (GO): nucleic acid binding
Source: RefSeq, a predicted model, not a curated record
AUGUCGACCUCGGCUCAUUUCAAACUGAGCGACUUUCCUCACAAAGUCCUUGACCCGAUUGCCACCCUCACCGUCCCACCGACCUACGCGACCAUCAAGCGUGCCCAACGCCAGCUCAUGACUAACGCCGCCGCCAUUCCCACACUCAAUGGUGGUGGCGCCCACGGCCACAUGGCCUUGACCCUGACCGCCCUUGCCUACGCCGACAUCAGCGACGUCCCGUUCGUCAUUUCCGUCGCCCCUCUGGCCAAUCCGCCUCCCGGUGCCACGCAACCGCAAAUCACCGAAAACAACCGCAUUCAUCAACGCGACGCCGACAUCGACAACCUUUAUGUCGCCGUCAACAACGCGCUUCGCCAGCAACUUCUCGACGCGGUUCCCCGCAUUUAUGUCCGCGCCCUCGCCCAUCCCAUGUUAGAGUUUAGCAACGUCACGUGCCUUGACUUGCUCUUGCACCUCUGGACCAAAUACGGUACCAUCAAGCCCCCCGAGCUCCAGAAAAAUUUCCAGUCCAUGUACACCCCUUGGAACACAACCGAGCCGAUUGAAUCAGUUUUUCUCCAGCUUGACGAGGCCAUCGCUUUCUCCGUUGACGGUAACGACCCCAUCUCGGAAGCUGCUGCUGUUUGCGCAGGCUACGAAGUCAUUGCGCACUUGGGCCUGCUCCCACUGGACUGCAAAGAAUGGCGCAAAUUGCCUACUGCUGCUCACACCCUUGCCCAUUUCCAGCAGCACUUUUCCCUGGCCGACGAAGACCGGCGCCUCACGGCAACCACCGGUUCCCUUGGAUAUGCCAACCAAAAACCGGCGCCAUACAAGCGCCACAUGCAAGAACAAGGCCCCUGGCCAUGGUGCCAGGCCCUCGACUCCGGCCAUCUUGCGACUUUUCCAGAACUUUCCUCCCGCCAGGUCCGCAAGUAUCCACCUAGUUCCCCCGCCAUGGUCAAGGGCCACCUUGACCAACAACGCGCGAACCUUCGCUCCACCAAGCUUCCCCCUGUCGGUUCCCCCAUCCCGACGGAACCACCUGCCGCCGCUGUGCCUGACCUUGACCCUCCCGACCCCCCCCCCCCCCCCGUCGCAUGCACACACCAUGUCUUUGUUGCCCACCAAAGGGUUACCGGUCAGAUCUACACGGACCAACCGGGCCGUUUCCUCACUCCCUCCAGUGCCGGCCACAACAACAUGCUUGUUCUUUACGAUUACAAUAGCAACGCCAUCCAUGUCGAACUCAUGAGGAACAAGUCCGGACCCGAGAUUCUGGCCGCCUACAAACGUGCUCACGCUCUGUUUACCCAGCGCGGCCUGCGUCCACAACUUCAGCGCCUCGACAACGAAGCCUCUACCGCCCUCCAAUCCUUCAUGACCUCGGAACACGUCGACUUUCAGCUGGCACCCCCCCCCCCCCAUCUGCACCGUCGUAAUGCCGCCGAACGAGCCAUACGCACCUUCAAGAAUCACUUUAUUGCUGGCCUCUGUACCACGAACCCGGAUUUCCCCCUGCAUCUUUGGGACCGCCUCCUCCCCCAGGCCCUCAUUACCCUCAAUCUUCUUUGUCGCUCCCGCAUCAAUCCCAAGUUGUCCGCCCACGCACAACUUCACGGUGCCUUUGACUACAAACGCACCCCGCUUGCUCCUCCCGGCACUCGUGUCUUAGUUCAUGUCAAGCCAGCUGCUUGCAAAACCUGGGCCCCCCAUGCUGUUGAAGGUUGGUCGGCAUCAAUAAUUUUACAAGCAACAAGGGCUCGAUGGCUCUGGCCGUCAGGGGCUACAUGA